This is a messenger RNA of Ruditapes philippinarum (Manila clam), 8600 nucleotides long. Its product is annotated as helicase with zinc finger domain 2-like. NCBI's taxonomy places the organism in Eukaryota, Metazoa, Mollusca, Bivalvia, Venerida, Veneridae. The transcript has 21 exons. Gene Ontology annotation, molecular function: 5'-3' DNA helicase activity; RNA nuclease activity; RNA binding. The coding region runs from base 66 to 7265 and encodes 2399 amino acids. The record is from RefSeq and is a predicted model, not a curated record.
UCUUAUAUAGACGGUGAUGAGGUGUGAUUUAUUUUGAUAAGCGUUGAACAACUUGAAUUGAAAAUAUGAUAAAUAAAAUUUUUAAAGUUUUCUCCGCUAUAGCUCUUUUGUAUCUCUUUUACUUUUUUGAUUCUAUCAAUCGUUUCCUCAUCAUAUUUGGUGUUGUUGGAGUUAUAGGUUUAAAUGUGUUAAAAUUCAAAGGUUUUGGAAAUAGGAAAAACACACGUAGAAAAGAAUGCAAGACCGAGACUGAACGAAAUAAGAAGGCAAAAAAGACAAAGAGAAAGGCUUACGGUCGAUAUAAACAAGGAUUUUCGGAAAAUAACAAGAACAGUUCUUGUGAAUUAGCUCAGGAAUGGGAUUUCUGCGGAAUAGAACCACAUAUUAAUGCAGACGACGGUAUUCCAAACGUCUCGACUUGUUUUGAUUGGCCGAUUUACGAUCAAGACGAUUGGUCUGAACUCAUUCAAACUUCAAGGGAAACCACGAAAUCUAAAAAUAAACAUGAAAUCGAUUGUGAAAAAGAAACUAUAAAGACUAAUGAUGCAUCGUCAGCAAUCAGUUAUAACGACACAGGUGAUCCUGUAAGUAUCACACAUACUGAGGAAACGAAAAAUCAUAGUUUAGUUGAUAAUGACAAUACAAUUGAUGACACUCUAUUAUUUAUAAAAUUAAAUACCAAAAAGAAAAAGAAAAGGGCGGAAAGUGUUUCUGAAAUACAACAAAGGAUCGAAAAGAGCGUUCCUGAAAAAAAGAAAGCAGCGAAAAGUGAUUCCACGAGGCAGCGAAAAGAGAGAAAAAGGGAAACAAAUAAAAGGGAAGAAGAUACUCAACAGAGUAGUCUCCCUUCCCCUUCGGAGGUGCAAUUAACACUAAUGGAGGCUGACAAUAUAUCUGGUUUAAUAGAAAAAAGUCACAAGGCUUUGGCGGAAGGUAAUGAAGAAGACGCCAAACGAUUUGCUUUACAGGCUAUUAUUGGUAUAAACAAUGAGAAAGAAACGUUCCUUACCGGACUACACGUUACGGUCACGGAACAGCAAUUAGCCGACUGGUACGGCGAGUGUGCCUUUAUUCUGAACACGAUUGGGGAAUUCAUAACAGCUGCAAAAUGUUUCUACACAGCUACAAUAUUUGAUGCUAAAUGGAAGGUUGAAACACACACCGUUGUGGCCCAAGUACUGUGGAAUGCUAUAGUUUUUGAAGAAAAUAUAUUCAUUCUGUUUGGAAACCUUCAGAAAAUAAGGGUUCUCCUUGCUGAUCUGGACACUUUAGCCAAGCUUGCAGAACGACGGAGAAAAUGGUCGGUUUGCAUAAAUAUAGAUGGAGAUAUAAACAAAGUGUACAAGUUUUUAAUAGUUAUUGGCUGCAUACGAGAGGAUCUUAUCAGCCAGCCAGGACGUAAAAGUGGAAUAUGGAGAGCGGCAAGAUGCUAUCUUCAGUUGAACUUACAUCAAGAGGUUAGGAAAGUAUGUAGCACAAUUUUGCAGCACGUUUGUGAUUAUGACGACUCGGAAGCUUUGGAAAUUUGGGCUAGAUCACUGUACAACACAGGCGAUUACGAUCUAGCUUUAAAGAAAAACAAGCUAGCUCUGAAGUACUGCUCGAAUAAAGGUGAUCAAGAAAGACUUAAUACUUUCGAAGCUGAAAUAGCCCAAAAAUUAGAAGAAUCUUCUGUUUUGCAAAUUGGUCCAGAUGAAUCUUGGCUAGAAGGAACAAAUGCAAAUUGUUCAAAUGAGUCUGCUAGCAGGAUAGAUGCAACUCCAAGGAGAUUAAAGAGGCGACAUAAAAGACCAAAAGCGAUUGAUCGAUCUGGAAGCAAUACGCCUAUGUCAAGAUCGCAGUCACUAGAAAGAAAGAAAGGAACAAGGUCAUCAUCAUCCACAUCGUUAAGAGACACCGAAAAGGUUACACUUAAAACAGUCACAACGGCAGCACAUCGGCUUCAGAGUGAAAGAUUCCGAAAUGUUAGUGGUUGCAGUGCAGCGACUUCGACAACCGAUACAUCUGGUUUUGGAACAGAAACGUCUUUCGACUACAGUGUAUCAGAUAGUGACUCCGACGAUAAUGAAAGUGUUAAUUAUGAUUUACAUAUUAGAAAUGGAAGUCCAGAUCUGAAUUCGAUUUCAGAGCAAGAUGCUGAGAUAGAUUAUAUGCAAGAGCAAAUGUCAUUUUAUGAACAAAGUUGCAGAUUCUACCAGCAAAAUGAUGAAGUAUCUGAAAGCCUAGGUAGAGCAGAGAGUGAAGAGACACUUCUUAGGACAGGAAUUAGUUUGAAUAUGUCGUAUAUGCAUCAGUUUGAAGACAAAAAUCCAAAUGUAUUGAAAAGAGAAAGUUUUUAUACAGAAUUCUAUGACAAAGCUAAGCUUCAAGAAUUGAUGUUAAAAAAUCCGAAGAAGUACAUCAAAUGUACCAUUCAGAUAGAAGGAUGCCACGAAGCAUUUUGUUGUCCGGUCGAUUCACGUGAUUCUAUAAGCAUAAUUGAAAUUUCUGGUCGAUCGAAAAUUGGACAGGCUUUUAAUGAAGAUGAGGUUAUAGUUGAAAUUCUUGACGACCAUGUUUCUAAAGAGAAGCGAUACGGGCAAGUUAUUGGUAUAUGGAAUAGACAAAGACACAACAACACAAAACAUCCGGUUUUUAUCUGCACCCUUGACGAUAUGGAAAGUCAUCUUGUUCGACCAAUGUGUAAAACUAUUCCAAAGAUACAUGUUUUAAAUAACGAGAUAAAGCAAAAAUACAAAGAUGAAAAGGACAGAAGAAACAAAGUUGAAAUAUACGAAUAUGAUGAAAGGGCCGGCAUAUUAUGCAAUCCCAAAAUAUUUGAAGUUAAUCCAGCUGAGCAAGGCUCUGUUAUUUUUCUAGUAGCUUUUAUCAAAUGGGGUGCUCGACAUAUCUACCCAAAAGGGGCAAUCAUUAAACGACUGCCAAGUGGGAGUAGUGUCGCAACUGGCCUAAUGGUUCUCAACCUACAGCAUGAGGUGCCAACUCUUUAUAAAAAGAAAACAGUGGAACAAGUAUCGAGCAUGAUUAAAAGAGCGAGCGAUGAAGUACCAGAGCAAAUGUUACAUGAAAGAGUAAAUCUUACUAAUUUGAAUACAUUUACCAUUGAUCCUCCUGGUUCUAAAGAUCUGGACGACGCACUCAGUAUUGAAAUAAUUGAAGGCGGUUACAAAGUAGGCGUCCAUAUUGCAGAUGUGGCUAUUUUUAUUCCAAGGGACUCUCCUUUAGACGAAGAAGCGCGAAACAGAGCUACAACUUUUUAUCCAGGCAUACGAAAACCCAGAAAUAUGAUUCCAGAACCGUUAAGUUCAAAUAUUUGCAGUCUCCUCGAAGGUAAAUUGAGACUGACAAUAUCUGUUUUCUUUUACAUCGGAAGUAAUGGACGACUUCUAAGUAUGGAAGGCAACAAUGUAGAAAUCGUAAAAUCCUACAUAAAAUCUAAAAAGCAAUUGACUUAUGGACAAGCACAAGAAUUGAUAUAUGCUUCGCCAGAAGAUAGCAAUGACAUUUUGUCAAAUGAUAUCAAGUGCCUUUUUAAAAUUGCACAUGCAAUCCGUAAAAACAGGUUGGGAAAUGCCAUGUUUGCUUUAGAUGCUGAUUGGGAAGAGAUCGACCAGGGCUCGGAGGAAGAAGAAACAAGAGAAGCUCACUAUUUGAUUGAAGAGUUCAUGAUAAUGACCAAUAAGAAAGUAGCAGAAAGACUGUUGAGGACUUACAGGGAUUGUGUUCCUCUGCGCUGUCAGCCACCGCCGUCAAAAGAAAGUCUUGAUGCGUUUUUCAAAAGAAAUGACCAAUACUUAGACAUUCUUGUAAGAUUCCAAGAUAAACAAUUUGGACCAAAACGACCGAGCGUUUAUGAUUGCCUGAAUGAUCAAACCUCUCAAAGGGUUAUGCUGUCAAAAUCAAUUUGGGAAGAAAUGGUUAAAUCACCAAAAAUUGCAGCUGCAAAAUUAAUAAGAAAAGACGACAUACACCCUUUGCAACUUGUGAUUUACCAGCAUUGGCUGUCAAUCCAAGAACGUGCAGGUUAUAGAUGUUCCGGCAGCCUUGUCAGCAAAGAAGAUUUUACACACUUCAGUCUAAACAUGGUUGCGUAUACCCAUUUUACAUCUCCAAUAAGAAGAUACAAUGAUUUGAUCAUACAUCGUCUUGUCCAUGCUGCAGUAUUCCAAAAGAUAAGGUCUCCUUAUGAAAAAGAAGAAAUUGACAACAUUUGCAUGCAUAUAAAUUCCGUUGCGAAACGUGCUAAAGCGUAUGAAAAGGGUUGUAAAUCACUACAACAAGCAAUGGAUUACAAAACAAAUCCAAAGAUGAUUGACUGCUAUGUUGAUGAAGUUACCGAAAGAGGAAUGAUGCUAUGCUCUCCUUUUUUGAAGUAUGUAGCAAGAAAUUGCAGAGAACUAACCUUCAAUCAUCUAGACAUGGUAGCCAAACCAGAAGUUUUAGAGGACCUAAAUACACACUGGAAUAUGGUACGAGCAGUCUGGAGAAAGAGACUGUAUGACUUUCACGUGCGUCCUAACUAUCCACCUGAUCGGGGAAAUGAAUUAAGGUUAAAUCCACACAAAGGAGUUGUCUUCCUCCCACUGUAUCAAUGGGCAAAAAUGUUGAAAAGCACCAUAGAAGGUCAUAUUGAUGAUCUUUCCCGGGCAGUUAGAAAUGCUGAUAUAGUACAUCAUGGGGAAGGGCUUGAUGAUGUCUCCACGGAAUGCUUUGAUCCAUUGAAUAUUCAACCCAGCACACGAUUUUCCAUGACAUUUUCCCGUGGGCAACAACUGAAGAUUCAGAUGUCUGGUUCUCCAUACAAAGGUAUGAUUGCCCCAAAACCCAUGCUUUACGAUAUGUCAAAUAAUGUUAAGCUUUGUUUGCAACAUACAGAGGAUCCAGUUUUACACCUCUACAGAUACGCAACACGUGGGACAUGUGAUCAGUAUAAGUCGGUUAAAGUAUAUUUAGAGAGAUGGUUACCAUUGAUGUUGAUGGAAUCUGCUACUGGUGUCGUAAAGAAUGAAGAAUCAUGUAACAUCAGUAAUGUACAAAUCAAAUUUUCUGGUGAUAGAAAAGGUAAAUUUGCUCUUGGCUUAGCGGAAUGUGAGGUCAGAAAUAUAGAGUUAUCAGGAACAGUUUCUGACGACGAUGAUGAUGAUGAAUUUGAAAGUAACGGGGCAAAAUCCUACGAUUGGCUCUGCCUUAAAACAACAUUACCAACAAAAAGUAAAGUUGUUGGCAAAAAGUCGCUUGAUUUCAAGUCGUUGCAAUCAGUUUGGGUUGGACAUGCAGAAGUAACAAAAGUAAGGAGGAAAAAAGAGAAGAGAACCGCUGGAAAAGUUACUGUUUCUUUUAAUUUGCACGAACGAGCGCCUGACUUUCCAACUGACUUUCCCGUAGAUAAGCAACGUUUUAGUGUUGAAAUUUUGAGGAAAUCAGAAGUAGACAGGAGAACUGAAACCUUUAUAAAACUUCUUCCAUCAGUUCAAAAUACACUUGCCGCAAAGAUUGCACUCAACAAAAAGAUACCAGAUCUAGAUAAGGAUCAUAAACAUAUUGCAAGUCUUAUUGAACGUGACCUGUACUACGACGCUUGUAGUGAUGACCCGAGACGAAGACCGUUGCCCCCAAACAACAAGAAGCAACAGGAAGCGAUAGAUAAAGCUUUGAAGUCUCGCUUUUCUCUUAUACAAGGACCACCUGGAACUGGCAAAACGUACACAGGAAUCAAACUGGUAUCUCUAUUUAAUAAAAUCAAUGACAUUCAACAUAAAGAAGGAAAACAAAGGAAACAAGUUCUUUUUUGUGGACCGUCAAAUAGAUCAGUUGAUCUUGUUGCAGAAUGGAUGUACAAUAGAAUGGGCAAUUAUUGCCCAGAUUUUGUUCGUGUUUAUGGAAGGUCGAUCGAAGCUUUGGACUUCCCUAUCCCUGGUAGAACGUUUCUGUCGAAGAGAAGCACAAGAAAUCAGAAAACAUCACCUGUUUUAUAUCCUGUAGCCCUUCAUCACUUAAUUCGUCAAAAAGGAAAAAAGUAUGCCGAAGAGAUAAACGCAUAUGAUAAGCUUUUUAAGGACAACAACUACAUGCCGAUGCCAGAGAAAGUUUCAGCGUAUGUACGCAUUGUAAGAGAAGCUUCAAUUGAUGAAAUCAGGAAACACGAUGUUAUUCUUUGCACGACUGCUGUUGGGUCUAAUCCAAAGGUGUUAAAAGCUUCAAAUGUACAUCAGGUCAUUGUGGAUGAAGCUGGUAUGUGCCCUGAACCGCAGUGUUUGGUUCCUAUAAUAGCUACAGAAGCUGAACAGGUUGUGCUUAUAGGGGACCACAAGCAACUGAGGCCAAUCAUAAUGUGUAGGGAGGCUGGUUUACUUGGGAUGGAGAUGUCUUUGUUUGAGCGUUAUGCUGUAACAAAUACAAAACAUAUCAACAAUGUGAAGUUCACCAUGUUGGAGCAACAGUAUCGAAUGAACCCACAAAUCUGUCGUUUCCCAUCAGCAAACUUUUACGACAACGCCCUUGUAACCAUGCCUGGUCUAUGGAAGAAUGGCCAGAUGAGCAUCUGGCCAAGGGAUAUUAAGAAUACAUAUCCACAUAUUUUCGUUCAUGUUGAAGGAGAAGAAAAAGUGUUGACUGUGUCAACAGAAGAUGGAAAUGAACAAUCAAAGAGCAAUACAGCUGAAAUUAAUGAAGUGAUUAAAGUAUAUUCUUACUUCACAAGAGAGCAACCAACACAGUCUGUCCAGAUACUUUCCCAGUACAACGCACAGGUAUCAGAAAUAAAACGACGACUGAAAGAGGAUGGUUAUGUUGAUGAGAAUGUCAGUACGGUAGUUUCAAGUCAAGGAGGUGAAUGGGAUUAUGUGAUAUUCAGCACUGUGCGAUCACUUCCUGACUAUAAGAUAGAGUCAAACCCUACAUUAGGUUGGUGUAAACACAACCUUGGCUUUAUCACAGACCAGAAUCAGAUAAAUGUUGCACUUACUAGAGCAAGGAAGGGCCUUAUAAUUAUAGGAAACAAAAACUUGCUAUCUUGUGAUCAGUUCGUUUGGAAGAAGCUGAUACGUCACUACGAAAAUCGGGACUGCUUGAAGACACCAAAUGAAUUUCCACCACGGGUUGUCCGCACGAGACUUCAGAAAAUGGAGGAACAUCAGCUAGAAAGUGAGCGGCGUUAUGGUGAGACAAUGUACAUCAAAGGUGAGGCAACCUCUUACACCGGGUCAUUUGAUGAUUGGCAAGAAUUCAGGGGAAGGCGCCAUCGUCGUUAUCAGGAAAAUUUGUAGACGAUCACUGCUAGAAAUGUGCUGAUUUGUAUAGAAUGUUUUACAUAUUGCAGAUUUUAUUUGUUUGUCAUGUUGAAAAUGAAAUAUUUCAAAAUUAAUUUUAUAUUUGUUGUAAUAUGAUGUCAUAUAUACAUUGAAUGCUUUGUUGUUUUUUAUUUUGUGCUUAUCUUGCUUAUCAGCAAGUUUAUAAAAUUAAUGCUCACUGUAAGUUUGUAUAUACUUGUUAUUAUUGCCAUCUAUUUCAUUUAAGUAAACCAAAACAUACAUAACUUCAGUAUAAAUACCAUACUUUUGUUGUUCUAAACAUUCAUUCUUUAUUUCAAUGUCUCUAGUCGCAAGCAAGUGAUAUUUUCUUAUAACUUUAGUUUGCACUAAAAUGAAAAUGUGUUUUUCUACUUUUGUUAUAUACAUAUUUAUCUUUCUUUGCCUUUUUAUUUCAUUGUUUAUUUUGCCAGAUUUAAAGAAUUUUAAUUUUGUAUGAAUAAAAUGUUUGCAAGAUUAUCGAUUGUGCCAUAAAUUCGAUCCAUUUUCAUCUUUGACUCUCAAGGAAUUUCAUUUGUUAUUAAAUCAACCAUUGCUUAAAGGUUUUCUUAAACAUACUUUAAAGUCUGCAAUUUUCAACUACAAGUAUUUGUUUUUUUAAUGGUGUUAAAAGAUUGUUUCUUGUCAAUGAAGUACAUUUUUACGACAGAUGACAGAUAUAUUGUCAUGUUCACAAAUUGAAUAAUUGUUUGUAUAACUACUUACUUCAACUUGGUAAUGAAGUACAUACAUACUUUUUUUGUUUACGGUUCCUAGUAACUAAAAAAAUCAUGUUACAAAAUGUCUUAUGAAAAUUGCUUAAAUUACUGGCCUGAAAUACGAAGCAUUGUUCUUUUUAUGUUGAGACAAUGUUUUGAACAUGAAUAAUAGUUACUAUUUAACACAUAGCUUUCAGCAUUGCUCAUGCAUAAUUCAUUUCUUACAUUAAUAUUGAUUUUUUUCCAAAGAUAUUGCAAAGUGUUAACAAAACUUUGAUACGUAUUUUUGUUAUUUUGUAUUCAUUUUCUUCAUCAGUUGAAGAUGCAUGUACUUUAAAAGUGAUACAUUUGUUUAAUUUGCUAGGCUGUGAUAUGUGUUAUAUUUGAGAUUGUCCCUUCGUCAGAAUUUUUAUUUUUCUGUUUUAUUUUUAUUAAAGAAAAUCAAUCUUAACAUUUGUCUUUCAAUCAUUAUUAUAGUAAUAAAUGCAUGUUUCUCAUUUUUGGUUUUCUCAAAAGAAUUAAGGUACCAUACACCUUAUUUUUUUCUUGUUUUGUAAUGUUUGAAUUAUUGAAAUAAAAAAUAACUGAAACAGUU